AACAUGGUUCGUCUCUUGAAAAAUUGAAAAAUACCUUAAAACGUAUUAAAGAAUUGACUAAUCAAGUGUCAAAGCUGCAAGAUCUUAAAGUGUCAAUACUACAAGACCUUAUAAAAAUUCUUAACGCAACUUAUAUUGCAAAAACAUACGAAAACUUAAUGAAAGAACUCAAUACAUUAAUGAAAGAUCUAGAUUUAUUAUAUUUAUUAGAAUUGGAAAAUCAGCUCCAAACUGCAAUUAACGACCAUAAUUUGAAAGAAAUAUCUUACGAUGAUUUUGGAAAAUUAACUUAUGUAAAUCGUGGUGGAUCUGGAAAUAUUUAUCGGACUUCUUGCAAAUCACUUGAGAAUAAAGAGAUUGCUUUAAAAGAAAUAUACAUUGAAGAUAACGAAAAAGACAUUAAAAAGUUUUUUAAUGAGGUUUGUGCAAUUAUG
This is a messenger RNA of Racocetra persica, 434 nucleotides long. NCBI's taxonomy places the organism in Eukaryota, Fungi, Glomeromycota, Glomeromycetes, Diversisporales, Gigasporaceae. The record is from the annotation of a GenBank genome assembly.